Dicentrarchus labrax (European seabass) is the source of this 10119-nucleotide messenger RNA. RefSeq names its product pleckstrin homology domain containing, family G (with RhoGef domain) member 2 (gene plekhg2). Bases 450 to 8312 code for a protein of 2620 amino acids. Lineage: Eukaryota; Metazoa; Chordata; Actinopteri; Moronidae. The record is from RefSeq and is a predicted model, not a curated record. The transcript is spliced from 22 exons. Gene Ontology annotation, molecular function: guanyl-nucleotide exchange factor activity.
CGGGUCGAGCUGACUCUCCGCCGCCCGGAGCUCCAGACUUCGGAUUCCCACCGUUCACCGGGAGUUGGAGCCUCUUCACGCCGCUGUCAGCGCUUCCUCUCCGGGCUCUAUAUUCUCUCUCCGGGUGGAGGCAUCGAUCAGCUGGAGCUUUUAUUACCGGACAGAUGUUGGAUGGAUUCUCUCUCUCUUUUUCUUUUUGGUGCUUUUGGUGCGUAAAACUUUGCCACAUCGGUUAGAGGACGAGCCGGAGUUUGUGGGAAUACGGAGCGGGAUCGGGAGCGUGAGGAGAGGGUUGUUUGGUCCGAUGCGUCCGGAGCGGCCGGUUGAAGAACAGCGGGGAACGACCGAGAGAGAGGCGGAGGACAGAGCGGGGUCACCGGCUGCUGCACGUACAUGUCUCCGCUCCCCACCGGCACCGAGGUUUCUACUUCCUGUGACAUCAUCGCACCAUGCCUGAGGGGUCACGGCGCGGCAGCCAGAGAUCGCCUAGCAACACAGCCGCCAAGCGUCCCUCCUCAGUCUCGUCUCUGAGUGGGAUUGUGGGUAGGAUGAUGUCGUCCGGCGAGCGAGGAGCCUCGUCCUCCUCCUGCACCUCCGUCAACACAGUCUGCUCGGACGGCGAGCGCCCCGCCUCCCUCUCCCUCUCCUCCUCUGCGUCAUCCGUCUCCCUGCAGGACACUUCCCACUCCUCCUCUUCCUCCUCCUCCUCUUCCUCUCUGCCCUACGGCGCCGUGCCAACGUACAACGCCUCUCUGUCGGCAUCCUCCACGCCGAAGAGGAACGGCUCGGACAUCAGCCUGGACCUCACGCCCCUCGUCACACCACACGGAGGAGGAGGAGGAGUUCCUGGAGGAGGAGGAGGAGGAGUUUGUGUUGCCAAGGCGACAGAUGGAGGUCACCCCCCAAAUGGACAUGUAGCUGAUGCGGCGGCGGCGGCAGCGGCGGCAGUGGCCACGCCCAGAAGACAGCUUUCCCGAAUGGAUCGAGUCAUGAUGGAGAUCGUAGAGACGGAACAGGCCUACGUCAGAGAUCUGAAGAGCAUCGUGGAGGAUUAUCUCGGCUGUAUCAUCGACUGCGGCACGCUGCCACUGAAACCGGAGCAGGUCAGCACUCUGUUCUGCAACAUCGAGGACAUCUACGAGUUCAACAGUGACCUCCUGGAGGAUUUAGAGAGGAGUCCUCACGCUGCAGCCAUCGCCGAGUGCUUCGUAGAGAGGAGUGAAGCCUUCGACAUUUACACACUCUACUGCAUGAACUACCCCAAUUCGGUGGCGGUACUGAGGGAAUGUAUGAAGAACAAAAGUCUGGUUUGUUUCUUCCAGGAGAGACAGACGACUCUGAACCAUUCGUUACCUCUGGAGACAUACCUGCUCAAACCGGUGCAGAGGAUCCUCAAAUACCACCUGUUACUACAGGAACUUUCGAAGCACUUUGACAAAAGCGACCCCGGAUAUGAGGUCGUUGAGGACGCCAUCAUCACCAUGACGGCGGUCGCCUGGUACAUCAACGACAUGAAGAGGAAACAGGAACACGCAGUGCGACUGCAGGAAAUUGAGUCCCUGCUGGUGAACUGGAGCGGGCCGGACCUCAGCGGGUUCGGUGAGCUGGUUCUGGAGGGUUCGUUCAAGGUCCACAGGGUGAAGAAGGAGAGAGCCUUCUUCCUGUUCGAUAAGAUGCUGCUGAUCGCCAAGAAGAGGCUGGAGCAGUUUGUCUACAGCACGCACAUAUUCUGUUGUAAUCUGCUGCUGGUCGAGACGCUGAAGGAUCCUCUGUGUUUCAAAGUGUCAGAUCAGACGAUUCCCAAACAGCAGCACACCGUCCAGACAAAGAACCAGGAGGAGAAGAGACUGUGGGUGCACUACCUCAAGAGACUGAUCGUAGAAAACCAUCCUGCUUCUCUCCCACAGAAGGCGAGGCAGGUCCUGGGAGACAACUUCUGUCAAUCUCCUCAGUUCGACCAGGACAACCUGAAGAAGUCCUCUGCUUCAUCACGAUUGGAUGACAUCCACGGCUAUCACAGAGGCAGACGUCAAUCAGGUCAGGAGCCUCCAGAGCUGCUGAUGUACACACCUGAGAAGUCCAGGAAGGGUUUGCCACUGCUGCUGGAGGGAAACCUGCCGUACAGACGCACCAGGAGACAGUCAGCUCCGGCUAAAGACAUCGAAGCAGUGUUUCACCCCAACGCUCUGAAGCAUGAGCCAGUGAGGUGUAACGUGUCCUCAUUGACUGUGUGUCCGAUGUUGUUCCUGCAGCAGGCCGGCAGCGAGGGCGAGCUGUGCCAGGCCGGCAGUCUGGGCUCCGCGGGCAGCAGCAGCACCCUCGCAUCCUCCGUCAUCGAGGUGGAGGCAGAGAGACCCGAACUGGGCCUGACGCCACAGCUGCGACCAAGCCGAGAGGAAGAGGAGGAAGAGGAAGAGGAGGAGUUGAUCCCCUUAAGCCCUCCUCCCACGCUGUCCAUCACAGAAGAGAUCCUGGAGUUCAUCAACCAGAGCAGAGCCAGAGAGGGACUCAGCGCCAUCCACACUGACACAAUGGAGCAGGUCAUGGAUCAGCCCAGAGAGAGUCAGCCUCCAUCUAACCAGGACAACUUCACCUGCCCACUGCCCCCAGUCGCCUGCCCCUCCAGCCCAGAGCAAAGACCCACAAUGCAACAGGAGCAGGAAAGAGCAGAGAUGGAGAACGACAGCAUCAUCCAAAGUCAGACCGCUGACUCUGGAGAGGAAAAUGGACUUGAAGGUGAAGUCAAAGAAAUUCCAGAUGCAACAAGUCAAGUGGAAAAGGGUGUGGAGGUAGAUGAAGAGACCCAAGGAGAUGUCGUAGAAAAAGAGAAAGCUGAGAAGAAGCCAAGAGAUGAAGAAGAGAGAGAGAGCAUUAUCCCUGCCCCAAUAUCAGAUCUUCAUCCAUCCAUCUCAGCAGAGGAAGGAAGAGAGAACAGCAGUAGUUGUCACAGGGAAGAGGUGAACACUGAGGCCACCACCUCCUCCCUAAAUCCUGAUUCCCUUCAUCCCAUUAAGAAACGCCAGCCACCCACAAGAGGCUCUCACCUCACCAAACGUGACAAGAAGAUCAUCGAAAAGAUCAGGAGUUAUUAUGAGGCGGCAGCCGAGGCCGAAGAGGACGAGGUGAUGGAGGAAGAUGAACAGGGAGAAGGAGCCGCAUUAAGAAGGAGAAACAGUUUCUCACAAAUCCCAUCUGGCUUGGUGAAGGAUUCGGUAUCACGCUUCGAUGUGGGCGGACAGCCUGGGGAGCCAGAGAGCGGUCGUCCUAAGUAUGAAACAACUGAUAGAGAGACUGAUCAAGAGACAGAACCCCAUUCCCCCACUAGUCCAAUCUGUCCCCCAACACCACUCAUAGAAAAUGCAGAGAGUGAAGGACAGCCAGAUAAACAAAUCAGCUCUUUGGAUUCUGAUGCAGAGGGCUCAAGCAAGUCACCAAUCUCUACCGUUAUGCUAGAUAAGGAGACCCCAAACCAAAUGGAUCUGAAUCUGCAGUCGAACUCCAGCAGGCCCGUUGGAGAAGAGGCUGAGAUACAGGACAAACAUGGAAAGGUCUGCAAAGGACCACUGGAAGAAGGGCUGGAGGAAAAGCAGGAGCAGGAGGAAAGUGUUGUGUCUACUGGGCAGCAAGAAGAGGGAGCAUCUAUUACCAAACAGUACAAGUGUAGCAAUGAAGCGACCAAAACCAGUGCUGGAAACCAAGCUGCUAUGAAUGGGCAUGAAGCUAACCAAGCAGGUGUAGCUGAGCCAAAUGGAACUCACAAAGAACCCUCUACACCUCUGCCACCUAAAGAACAAUGUCAGACCAAAACCUCUUGGACUAGAACCAAACACAGAGACCUUGGUAAGACCAGUGUGAAUCUUGACAGUUUUCCCAGUCAGAUAAAAGUGGGUCGGUGGUCCCAUCACUCCAGAAUUGUCUCAGCAAACCGCGAAUUGUUCGAGGGAAUGGGAUCAGACGUAGCCGGUAUCGGGUUUUUUGAGGCCAGCCCUGUGGUGGACCCCUUGCUGAUGGAAAACUCAGAGCGUAUUCUGAGUAAGGUCCAAACAUUGGCCCAGAUGUACAGUGCCAAAGCCAGCACCAUGAAGGUCCCACUGCAUCAGAAGAGGGCCAGCACUGUACGGAACCCAUCAUGGGGUUCAGGUAGACUGUCGGGAUACUCAAAUCACGCCCAAACUAAAAGUCAAGUUCAACCUCAGACCCAAACUGAGUCCCGAGAGCAAACAGAAUUGAAGAACAACCAACACACAGAGACCAAAGUUCAGAACCAAACCGUAACACAGACCAAGCAGCUAUCACAGUCCCAAACUAAAACCCAGACGUGCAGUCAGGAAACGACACAUUACCAAAUCCAGAACCAGACCCUAACCUUGAGCCAGGAGGAUCAAAAGAUCCAGAAGGAGAUGAUAAUAAAGAGAGCAGAGAGUCUGACAAAUGAUUUCCAGGAGCCAGUGGCAGCACUCUGUGAGCCUCUGCUGUUUGGUCACAUGUUUGUCAAAGAGCAACUGACUCCAGCCUGUCAGCACCAGACAAAUGGAUUCACCCUCUCCAGACCCAGGGACUUCAUCACAGCCUUGACCAAAGAAAGAGACCCCAGUGGGGAAAAUCCAUCAUCCAGUCAGGCCCAAGCUAAUAGCUCCAACUCCGGGUACCCCUCUGCUGCCUCAUCCUGGACUUCUACAGCUUCCAUGACCUCAGACUGUAGAGUCACUGAGGUCAAGGACUACAGCUCUACGUCAUCUACAGGGAGAGAUGAAGCCUUGAACCAAAACAGAAAACUUUAUUCAGAUUCUGAAGAGAAGGAGAAAAGAGAGGGGUCGGAGCUGUGUGGUGGAGAUUCAUUUUAUGCCGUUAGGGAAGAUUCAACAUCUGUAAACAUCAUUACCCAGCCAGCACACUCUGAGCCCAAUCUGUUUGCUCACAGCAUACCACAGUGGGAGAUUUCCAAAGAUGGAGAUGAGCACGAUAAAUAUAAGCAGGAUAUACCAGCUGCACAAAAUAUACAAGAUAAAGUUGUAUCAGAAUACAAAAUUUCCACAGGACAUACCGACAAGAAAGACACGUUAACCAAAAAUGUGCAGAGUGUUCAUGCAGGGACUGAAUACUUGGUUUGCCCAGGACCUAUGGAUGGAGGGGCAACCCCAGGGGAGCUGGUACUGAUGGUAGCAUCUACACAGAGCCAGGCUCCAACAGAGUCCCACAGAUCUGCAAUGCCUCACCCAGGACUGGUUGGAGAGCAGGUCCAUGAGGGAACACUUUACAUGGUGGACGGAGUCGCCACAGAUUCUGGAAGGAAAGAUGAACCCCCAAACAAGCAGACAAAACUAAAUGAGACAAAGAAUGAUUUGAAUUACUCUUCAUCACAACCCAGGAUGAUUCUACAAGGAUCAGCAGUAAUCUUUACAGGAGACCCAGCUUGUUACAGAACCCCAGGAGAACUUGUAGUUCCACCAACCCUGAAUCAGCCUUCACACAUGACCUCUGAUCCCUCGCAGGUUUCUAGUCAUACAGUCACAGAAACCCCAGAGGAUCAAAAAGCAUUAGGACGGGCAGCACCGAGUCCCUGGUCAUCAGCUCAAAACUCAAAUCUUACCCGACCUCGCCCUCCAUCGGUGCAGUCUGUAGACUGUCUACCAACAUUCACCAGCCAGAGGCCGCCAGACCUACCCACUACAAUGGGAAAACGGGCUCUGUCUAAUACCAGGAAUACUAACAACACCUCUCCAUGUGAACAUAGGGAACCAGACGAGCAGGGAUCCCCUACCAGCCUGCCCGUUUCAGGCAGUCACUCAUCUUCCAGACCCUCCUUGGAGACAUCCAGCCUGGUGGAGAGACCUAACCCAGCCAGUGCCAUCCAUGGCCAGGACAUAGACCUCACCACCGCUCCCUCAGCCUUCAGACCCAGCCUCAGACACCAUGCCCCUUCUCCUCUUCGAGCUUCUCCUUCCUCUUCCUCCUCCUCUGUCCAAGCACCUCCUUGUUCCUCACCAUUCAGGAUUGUUCCUGGAUCUUCUCCCACCCCUGUAUCAGCUGAAGAUACCUCCCUGAACCCUGUCUCCAGGGCUCUUCCCUGUUUAUCUCCUACUCCUUCCUUUGGGAAGGGUUCCUCAAUGCAAGCUCCCCCUGCUUCCUCUCCUACACCCUCCUCUGCUUUUACUCCCUCUUCCUCUUCUUCUGGGAGAUCUUCAUCCAUAAGAGCAGGUCCUCCUUCGUCCCCUACACCGUCUUCUUCUCUCCGCUCUCCUCCAUGCUCUUCCCCCAUUGCUUCUUCCUCUGCGUUCACCAGAUCCUUAGCCGCCUCCUGUAUCAGCCAGUCCAUCAGUCAGAGUAUUGCGAGAAAGAGCACUGCCCUGCAACAAGCCCCACCCACAAACACAGUACCCCAAAGCCCCUCUUCUCAUCUACGACGGCGCUCCCCUUCACCUAAAAUCCCUCCUAGUAGUCAGCAGGGCUCUGGCACACCUGCGUAUUCCCAACUGGGGUGCACUAAAGAUGGGUACCAACAUCCAAGGUGUCCGCCAUCUUCUCUCUGGUCCUCUUGCCCUUCUCCGUCUCUCAUACAGUCAGCUCCUCCCACUUUUUCCCAACGCUCUCCUUCCCCAUCUUUGAGUCUGGCCCAUCAUCAGCCUCCCCACUCUCCUUCCCCUUCCCCUCGUAUCUCAUUCCUUCACUCCAAAACUGACUCAUCACACAAUGCAAACAACAAUAACAACGUUAGUUUAGCAAGUAGCUGUAGCAGUAACCGUGCCGUCAGUAAUGGGGGUUGGUCAGUUAGUCCCCAGAGGGCGCCAUUAGCGAACGGUAGCAGUAACGCCAUAGUAAUGCAACAGACCCAUGAUACUUUCUGGUCGGGGUCACACAACCGCGUAGCUCGGCCUUUUUCAGCUUCAGAACCCAGCUCACGAGUCCAGUCCCCAUCUCCCUCUCCUACCCCUGCCUCAUUUACUUGCCUCACCUCCCCACCUCCUCAACAUAACUACUCCUCCCCCAUGGCAAACAAACCUCCCAACCCCCGGAGCACACGGGUAGGAUGUGCAAGUUCCCAUAACCCGCUAGGCCUCACUUUGGAGCUACCCAGGGCCUCUUCAGCAGGUUUAGCCUUUGGGCAGUCUUCCACAUGCCUGAGCCCUCGGAUCCUCUCCCCGCCUCCUAUUGGCGUAUCAGUGAAUGUUUGGACAAAUAAUGUUGCAGCACCUCAACCUAGAAACCCUACAUACGCUUCGUGCUCUCCCUCUUCGUCGUUUUCGUCCUCAUUAGGCUCACCAACACUGGAGAAUGCCUCUUUCCCCACUUCCUCUUCUUCUUUGAUCCCACUGCGUAGUUCCAGAGCCUCCUCCCCUUCUACCCCCUGUCCUCCUGCAUCCCAAACAACCUCUCAAACCCUCCGUAGGUCUUUCUCCUCCAAUCUAGCAGACAGACCCCCUAGCCCGGCCCGGAGCAACUCUAGUGGAGCACGGCGCUCAUGGGCAGACAGCAGUCGCAGGUCCCUUGGUUUUAGUGGUAGUGGCCGAGGGUCCUUUGACCAGCAGGAGUCCUGUCCAACCAGUCCAAGGAGCGGAUGGUCCUCAUUCGGCAGCUCACCGUCCUGCCUCAGCCCUCGAGCCGGGCUUCAGUCACCACUCUCACCUAGCAGGCUUACCCCAGGGAAGGGCACCCAUGGGGGGCAGCAUUUCACCAGUGUGCCCUGGCCAGAUGUACGAGAGCUUUCAAACAAAUAUAAUGGAACUGAUGGCCUUGAUACAAGUGCUACUUCCACCAUCAUUGCCUCAUCACCUUGUCCAUCAGACAGCCAGACAGAAUGGGGAGACCCAGAGCUAGAAGAGGGCAGUUGUCGUAGUCAGCUUAUCUGUGCCUAUGUAGCCCGGCCCUCCCGUGAACAAAACCUCACCACCUCAUGUGUGGUUGUCCCUUCCUCAGGCAUGAUCUCCCCUACACUUGCCCCAUACCAGCACCACAAUUACCAAUCCCAAGUAAAAGCACAGUCUCAGGUCCAAAUCGCUGCCACAACACCUCCCAUACCCUCAGUCCCUUCCCCCUUGCCUGCAACCUCAUCGCCACUACCCUUUGCCCAUUCAUCUCCUACCAAACAGGGGAACCAGAAGACCAGUUAUGCUACCACGGUCAACCUCCAGAUAGCUGGAAGUGGCAGAAUAACUUCCUUCAGCACAGCCCAAGUUAGCUUGACCCAAACCCUGCAGGGUGGAGCCGGAGCCGGAGCCGGAGGACCAGGACAGGGGCAGUUGACGAGAAGAGUAAGCAUCAAUGGACUGUCGCACCUUCCUUCCCCUCUUCCUCAGAACUGCAACAGACUAUGAGAGAAAGUGAGAAGUCUUCCUUUUAUGGCUUUACAAGACAAGAAGGGGCCAUGCAGAAAUGUUGACGGAAAGAGAAGAGGUAUUAGAAAAGAUGUGCACUUGAGAAUUUGCCCCAAACACUGAGUGUACAUUGAACCCCUCGAGUCCCCCAUGUAGAAAAUUAUCUUUCUCAAAUCGUUCUUCAACUUGGGAAUAAGGUCACAUCUGAGGGACAUAAUGAAUGUUGUCAAGCCUACUCAACACCGAUUUUAGGACACUCCUAAAGGACUAUAAAUUGAAUCUUGGUGGCUUCUGGAAAAGCUUCAUACCAAAGCAUUAAACAGACGACCUUUCAAGAAUGAAAAUUCUACCUGCACAUGGGCUCGUAUUUUUCAGUCUGGACUAAUGACUUUGAACGGAUGCGAAUGGAAUUCACCCUUAUAUUGUAAAAAAAAUAAAAUAAAAUAAAAAUAAAGGUUAAAAAUGGAAAUGAGCACCCAAAAACCCUGAAUGUCCACAGCUGGAUGAUCCGAUUAUACUCCUGGUCUCACAAUUUAACCGGUUUGAAGUUGCUCAGUUCAUUUUCUGAACUCUGGACUCUUUCUAUGGAUGUGAUGACUUCAUGGAGGAGCUUUUUUAGACACUUUUGUCAAAUUCAAUCUGUAACUUUUAACAUUUAAUGAGUACAUCCAUUUUUGCUAAUUUGGCGGACAUGUUGAAGGUCCAGCAUCCAACCAGUGCUGUAUGCAAUCAAAGUUACUUAAUGUAUUAUUAUUUUUGUUACUAUUUUGUUAAGUUUGUUUGUUGUUUGUUUCUUCUCUUUUUUUUAAUAUUCUGUUGAACAAACAUCAGUGUCUGGCCAUGUGAGGUCAGUGUUUAAGGUUGGUGAUAACUGUGGUUUUUAAUAAUCUUUUUUUAACCAUUUUAUUAUUCGUUUUAUUUUAUUGUUUAUUUAUGAAGUUAGUCUUAUUCUCUUUGGCACUUAUUAUCCUUAAAGUAAUGUCGGUAUUUUGCACAGCGUUCUCAGCUCUUGGGUGCAUGCAUCAAGCAUGAGUGUAUUUGGGUGUGUGAGUGUCUGCUAUGACGUGUCUGGUAAGUUCUCCUUGAACUUCAGACCAAACCAAUAUCUGUGUGUUUUUAAUGCUGUGUUUGAAUUGAUGUACUCAGUUGGUUCAUUGACUCCCUCCUGUUGUCAGUGCCCUUCAGAAACCUUGUAUCUUGGGUUUUCAAAAGUUGUAACAGAAAGUCGACCGGUUGGAAAACGCUGCUUGAUAUUUGCAUACGAUGAAAGGUUUUAACUUCGUAGUAGUUUUGGCAAUACACAUGUGACGUAUCGACUCUUUCAUAUGUUAACAGUUGAUGAUAACCCCAAUGCUUAAUGCUUAUAGUGUUAAUAAAAAAACAGCAGGUCAGUUUACAUGGAAUUUUUAUUCUGGUUUAAUGUCCCUUCACAUUCACACAAUGACUUGCUGAUUAUACACCAGAUUCUGUCAAAGUAUUUUAAAAAAAUAACGUGUUUAAAGAGGGAAAUAGUGUUUUUAAAAUUUCAUGUAAUCUCGCAGUUUUUAAAUGCAAUUAAACACUUUCCUUUAAAAGAAACACAAAUGUUGUUAAACUUGAGGUUGUAAAGUGUCACAAACCAUUUGGAGGUCAAAUAUAAAAAAUAAAUUAAAGAGACGUGUGGUAUCUGCAGGGUGCUGGUGACAAGCUGGAGAGAACAUAAUGUUUUUGGGAGCUGGUAAAAAGGGAAAUAUUAAAUCUUCAUCCAGUAACCUUCAUAGAGUCAUUGAGAUGUACGGAAAAUAAAGGUAUGUGGUGCAAAAUCAAA